Biomphalaria glabrata is the source of this 17148-nucleotide messenger RNA. RefSeq lists its product as uncharacterized. NCBI's taxonomy places the organism in Eukaryota, Metazoa, Mollusca, Gastropoda, Planorbidae. The transcript has 14 exons. The record is from RefSeq and is a predicted model, not a curated record. Bases 623 to 2650 code for a protein of 675 amino acids.
GUCUUGAUUUACUUUAUUUCCCAUUUAUCGCUAGCUUGUUUCAUUCAUUCGCUAUAGAUGCAAAAAAGAUUUUAAUUGUCCGAUUCAUGUGUUGUGCAUACCUAAGAUCCGCUGUGUAAACACACUCUGAUUGGACGUGCUACACGAGGCUCUAUAUAGUGGAUAUAAAUAUAAUAACGUACAAUAAUUAGUAAUUUUCUUGACCUUUUGAAUCCACUCUUAAUAUUUAUAUAUAUAUAUAUAUUUAUAUACUUUAUAUACUUUUACUUUUUUAUAUACUUUAUAUAUAUUUAUAAUAUAUUUAUAUACAAAGAGGUCACACGAAGGAACUAGGAUUGUUUACUUAGUAGAAAAUUUUAAUUAGGGGACUGGACUUCAAGACACAAAUCUACAUGGGUAACCUAACAAAGAGUCUGCUUAUUUCGAGAAAAAUCUGAAUCACGUGGCUGGACUAGAGGCAACCUUUUUUCUCGUGUACCGAGUUACUUAAAUAGAAAUCUGAUUUUGUAAGCUGGACUAAGAUUACACACCUAAACGAGCGACCUUUUUAGCUACACAGAACACAAAACACGAGAUUUCAUAGCCAGUGUAAAGUGAUUUAGUUGUACACAAUUAUAGGCACAUGGGUUUCAAAGCAAAAUGUAUUGUCUGCUUCAUUGUAUGGACACAAUUUAAGUAUCUAGCGGCUCAAUGUCCUGGCGGUUGGUUUGGCAGCAAGUGUCAGUAUAUGUGCCACUGUGACAAAAAUUCACAAUGCAAUAAGGAUGGUAGCUGUCCAACAAAAUGUAACACUGGUUGGUUUGGUGGAGGAUGCCAAUAUGAGGAUCUGAUGACUGUUAAUGGCACAAGUAUAACAACGUCUGCAGUAUCCAGUUCUACAUCAUGGCUGACAGACCGAAACGCUUCAACCUGUAACAAAGAUCCUAGGCUACACUCCAUCACAGUGGAGUGGGAUAUAACGUACCACUUCACUUGGUUAAGACUCACAGCUCAAAAUGCAUCGAUCUUUCCGUUGGAGUUGAAUUUUUCAACAGCAAGUGUGUCUUACAUCUGUAAAAGCCCACUUGUUGCCAUUGUUGACUCCACUACAGUAGACAUAAGUUGUGAUAUUAGAGAACCUGUUCGUCAAGUGACCCUCUCAGGAUAUAAUCUCUAUAAGAUCUGCUCAAUGUCUAUAAGUGGAGGACGAAAUAUGGCUUUGAAACAAAUGACAGAGCAGACAGGAACUUAUAGUGAUCAUAAAGGUUCUUAUCCAGCCUCUCUAGCUGUGGAUGGAAACAGCAACUCAAAUUUUUAUAAUUUGAGUUGUACUCAUACUUCAACGGUCAAAGCUGUGAAUCUAGCGACCUGGAAAUUAACGAUGGAAUUAGAACACAAAAUUAACAGGAUUACAUUAUAUAACAGAGGAGGAUAUGAAAAUUACAGACUAAAAAAUUUUAAACUGGAAACUCUAGACUCAAAAAAUAAUAUAUUGUGGACGCACAAUGAUCUUUCCAACGUCUCAGAUGUCUAUAGGAUCAAUACAAUGGAACAGCACUCAGUCAAGGCAAUAAGGAUUUCAGUCACAAACAUUGAUUAUUAUUCAAAGUGUCCUAUCCUUACAUUAUGUGAAGUCCUUGUUUUUGGGGACUGUGAUGCAGGUACAUGGGGGCCUGGAUGUGAGAGAACCUGCCCUAAAGAAUGUAAAAGUUUAUGUCAUCAAGAAACAGGGAAAUGCUACCAAUGCAUUGGAUAUCAGAAUCCUCCAUAUUGUAGUUUGGGCUGCCUUGAAGAGAAGUGGGGAUUCAACUGUUUAUCAAACUGCAGUGAUUCUUGUUUCAACCACUCAUGUAAUAGUAUAUCAGGCAUUUGUGAUAAUGGUUGUUAUGGAUUCAUGAAUCCACCUAGCUGUACCGAAGGCUGCCUUGAAGAGAAGUGGGGAUUCAACUGUUUAUCAAACUGCAGUGAUUCUUGUUUCAACCACUCAUGUAAUAGUAAAUCAGGCAUUUGUGAUAAUGGUUGUUAUGGAUUCAUGAAUCCACCUAGUUGUACCGAAGGCUGCCUUGAAGAGAAGUGGGGAUUCAACUGUUUAUCAAACUGCAGUGAUUCUUGUUUCAACCACUCAUGUAAUAGUAAAUCAGGCAUUUGUGAUAAUGGUUGUUAUGGAUUCAUGAAUCCACCUAGUUGUACCGAAGGCUGCCUUGAAGAGAAGUGGGGAUUCAACUGUUUAUCAAACUGCAGUGAUUCUUGUUUCAACCACUCAUGUAAUAGUAAAUCAGGCAUUUGUGAUAAUGGUUGUUAUGGAUUCAUGAAUCCACCUAGUUGUACCGAAGGCUGCCUUGAAGAGAAGUGGGGAUUCAACUGUUUAUCAAACUGCAGUGAUUCUUGUUUCAACCACUCAUGUAAUAGUAAAUCAGGCAUUUGUGAUAAUGGUUGUUAUGGAUUCAUGAAUCCACCUAGCUGUACCGAAGGGGCCUGCAUUUUUUCAGAUUUAGUUGGAAUGGCUAUAGGUUUUGCUAUUGGAGCCAUCAGUUUAGCUGUAGUAGAGAUAGCACUAUGCUUAAUAUUAAACAAGAGAAGAAAAUCUCCAAACAUUCUCAAUGACCCAGCAAAUAGGACUCAAGGGACUGCAAUGAAUCUUUACAUUAAUUCUCAUUUAAGUCCUCACUAGAAAACUGUCGAUCCCAAGAAUAAUUUUCAAAUUAUUACAAAAAGAAAAUGUAUUAGUAAUAUAUAAAAUGUCAGCAAUGGAAUCUUCUCUGGCUACAAUGAAAACGCUUGAUCAACACUUUGUGAAAGAACUGAAGCGAGAGAUCCGUAAAAUGACUGUCAUAGUAGACGAACAAAUAAAUCAAAGGGUCGACGUAGUGAAGGCCAACGAAGAAACAAAGACCCAACUCGUUCACUGUAAGCACACUAAUGUAGCUGAAGCAAAUAUGACGUCAUUUGUACCUGAAAGCUCUGAAAAAAUGAUUUCCCCCCCCCCCCCCCCAGUAUUUGAUGGUUUCGUAUCCUGGUUUGUGUACAGAAGCAUACUGACGCAGCAGCCUAAGUUAACAUACGGGACAGGGAGAAGAAAGCAGCUGCCCUUGUGUUAUCUCUAAGAGGAAAGUUCUCCAUAUUGCUCCAGCCAUUACCGAACCAACAUAGCUUCGCCGCACUCGUCUGAGCUGAACAUUUACAAAAAAAAAAAGUUAAUCGAGUGCAACUUAAGACCCGACAACAGCGCCUGAUGAAAAACUACAGGAGCUAGAGACAGGCAUCGAACGCCUCGCACUUUUGGCCUAUCCAAAGGCAGCACAAGAUUUUCUGUAAACCAUCAUCACAGACGCUUUCAUUGAUGCGCUUCGAGACCAUGAGUUGAAGAAAGCCAUCAGCGUUAGUGGUAAGCGCAAGGCCAGCGAAGCCAUUGUUUACGUACUCUCAUAUGUACUCUCAUAUGUACUCUCAUAUGUACUCUCAUAUGAAGCACCUAUAGACGCAUCUGGGAUGGCUAAUCAAUGCCGAAGGCUUGAAGUCUAAGAGGAAGAAUUCUCACAACCUGUCAGAAUGGUGACAGAGGCACUGGACGAAGGACGAGCAACGCAGAUACCAGAAAAUAAACUUAGGGACCCUAUUUGAUGUUGAAUUAGUGGUAACUUGAUUAUAUACAAAAAAAGAAGAAACAAGCACGCGCUGGCUUCAAGGGGCAGAAAUCGCCAACACUGAGAAUGAGAGCCACUUUAACCGAAACAAGCACGCGCUGGCUUCAAGGGGCAGAAAUCGCCAACACUGAGAAUGAGAGCCACUUUAACCGAAACAAGCACGCGCUGGCUUCAAGGGGCAGAAAUCGCCAACACUGAGAAUGAGAGCCACUUUAACCGAAACAAGCACGCGCUGGCUUCAAGGGGCUGAAAUCGCCAACACUGAGAAUGAGAGCCACUUUAACCGAAACAAGCACGCGCUGGCUUCAAGGGGCAGAAAUCGCCAACACUGAGAAUGAGAGCCACUUUAACCGAAACAAGCACGCGCUGGCUUCAAGGGGCAGAAAUCGCCAACACAGAGAAUGAGAGCCACUUUAACCGAAACAAGCACGCGCUGGCUUCAAGGGGCAGAAAUCGCCAACACAGAGAAUGAGUGCCACUUUAACUGAAACAAGCACGCGCUGGCUUCAAGGGGCAGAAAUCGCCAACACAGAGAAUGAGAGCCACUUUAACCGAAACAAGCACGCGCUGGCUUCAAGGGGCAGAAAUCGCCAACACUGAGAAUGAGAGCCACUUGAACCGAAACAAGCACGCGCUGGCUUCAAGGGGCAGAAAUUGCCAACACAGAGAAUGAGAGCCACUUUAACCGAAACAAGCACGCGCUGGCUUCAAGGGGCAGAAAUCGCCAACACUGAGAAUGAGAGCCACUUUAACCGAAACAAGCACGCGCUGGCUUCAAGGGGCAGAAAUCGCCAACACUGAGAAUGAGAGCCACUUUAACCGAAACAAGCACGCGCUGGCUUCAAGGGGCAGAAAUCGCCAACACAGAGAAUGAGAGCCACUUUAACCGAAACAAGCACUCGCUGGCUUCAAGGGGCAGAAAUCGCCAACACAGAGAAUGAGAGCCACUUUAACCGAAACAAGCACGCGCUGGCUUCAAGGGGCAGAAAUCGCCAACACAGAGAAUGAGAGCCACUUUAACCGAAACAAGCACGCGCUGGCUUCAAGGGGCAGAAAUCGCCAACACAGAGAAUGAGAGCCACUUUAACCGAAACAAGCACUCGCUGGCUUCAAGGGGCAGAAAUCGCCAACACAGAGAAUGAGAGCCACUUUAACCGAAACAAGCACGCGCUGGCUUCAAGGGGCAGAAAUCGCCAACACAGAGAAUGAGAGCCACUUUAACCGAAACAAGCACGCGCUGGCUUCAAGGGGCAGAAAUCGCCAACACAGAGAAUGAGAGCCACUUUAACCGAAACAAGCACGCGCUGGCUUCAAGGGGCAGAAAUCGCCAACACAGAGAAUGAGAGCCACUUUAACCGAAACAAGCACGCGCUGGCUUCAAGGGGCAGAAAUCGCCAACACUGAGAAUGAGAGCCACUUUAACCGAAACAAGCACGCGCUGGCUUCAAGGGGCAGAAAUCGCCAACACAGAGAAUGAGAGCCACUUUAACCGUCAUUCCGGCCACCGUGCUAGGGAAAAAUAAGUCUGAAAGCCAACGGAAAAAAUUGGAUAAGCUAUCACUUCCUCCUAGAUACUAUUGCUUCACGAUCCGGUCAAAUAAGGUGUCCAUUGCAAGACAAAGCCAGCAAUGGUCUACUCGUUAAAAACAGCCAGUAGAGAACUGAUGCCCAAAAAAAGGCUUGAUUGACAUGAUAGUUGAGCUUGGUAAUCAGUAAUUCCUUCUCGUUGCUAUCACUAACGACUGCAUAAUAGAGUUAGACUUCAUGCAUAUUUUAGCUUCUUUAGGCACUUUGCAAUGCGCGGACUUAGAAUUACCCUGGCUUGGUGAUGAUGAAAAUAAUAGCCGAGUAAAAAAAAAAAAAAAAAAAAAAGUUGUUAGAAUAUACGACCUCGCUUGCUAAGUCGAGAGAGGAUUAUUUGGAGAAUAAUGGAAUAUGGCUACCGCACGACGUGAACGGCGCUGGUAGAAAGCAUGGAAACGAACCACAACGGGUUAGCAGAAGGAAAGACACUAGCGUCAAUUGGGAAUACCAAAAGGUACCAGUUAGAGUUAUUAACCUCGACCUAGCAUUUAUUUAGUUACUUAUUUUUAUUUAUUUAAACAAUUAUGAUAAUAAUAAUCUCUAUUAUUCAUAAGGAAAUGUGUGUUACAAAAACUAGCAUUUAUUUGGAUACUUAUUUUUAUGUAAUUAAAUAAUUAUGAUAAUAAUAAUCUCUAUUAUUCAUAAGGAAAUGUGUGUUACAAAUAUACUUUUAAGAAGAUACUGUUAAGCGCUUCCGCGGUUUCAAGUAUUCAAAAUACAAACCAAGUUUAGCUUGAGGUAACACUGAACUCAAUACUGGAACAGUUAACACCUGCGAAAGGGGCAACAAUCGAUUAAGUAUUGGACUCUAUUGUUGAAUAACAAAGUACGUUAAAUACCAAUAAACCGAACCGUCGAAUUUCCUUUCUUAUAGCCUUCUAUCUCUAUAACAUCCUUAUCUUUACUUCAAUAGGAAAGGCGACUUGUCUUCAUCAAAUCCUAGAGCGUUCUUGUUUUUUAACCAACUUUACGUCAUCGUCGCUAAGUAAAACUUUCCCCUUAUUCCUAAUCGUAACUCCUCCCCAUCCCGAUAAAAAAAAAACUGUCAGUCAUUUUUUUAACUACCGUCUUAUUUUUACAUUGUGCAAGGGUCAAAAUGUAUGGGAAACACAUAAAAGACAGCACAAUUUGAGUCUUGAUUCUGGAUUCAUUUUCACGUCGAGUUCCAAAAUCGAGUUCAUAUGCACCCAUACUUCUCUCAGGUGCUACUAGGUGGUACUGUCCAUUGUGUUGUCUCGCAGGGGAUCGCAGACAUAGUUCGUGUAUGUUUACACCAUAAGUGUGUCUAGCUACCUCAUCGAAUUCUGUUCCAGAGGUUCUGUUUUUCCUCACACGUCAGCACAGACAUUUUACCUAGUAUGACAAAUACUCGUUCUCUUACUAUGCACCUAACGUUCUUUCGGGACUUUAACAAGUGAAUUUAAUUUUUCUCUCUCCGCUUACUUGUCCGAAAGCGAUCUAACAUUUUACUGAUGUAUGAUCAUGAUCACCUAACAAUAAUAGAAAUGAUAAAGCUUACGCUUUCCGUGGUGUUAAAACAUUACCACCUUAUUAAUGCCCCUACUAGUAUCCAAUUACAUACAUUUACAGCAAAAUAACUAUGGCUCCCAAAAUAAGCAAACUACAAACAUUAACUGCAUUCGCAACUGCAUGCAAAUUUCACUAUCUGAAAGUAACAAGAGCCAGCAUGGUACUCGUCUAGAAAUAAACAUUAGAGAAGUCAGUUAGUAACGAAUAAAAUAAUUGAAAUAACAUUUAUUUACAACUUGUAUACACACUAAGGUCGUGUAAUGUUAUGCUUUACUCGCUAUCAUGCAUUUGAUCUCUCCAACUGGAGUUUACAUCUUGCACUACUUCUACUUUCACAUGACCUUCUACCUAUGUAUCACUUGCGAUUACCACUACCGCAAUAAUCUCUUCUACCAUUACUAUUGGAUAUAGGCCUGCGUCUCCUAUCCGAAUUGAGUCUGUUCUGUCCUAUUCCAACAGUCUCAAACGAUGUGCCCAUUUUUAUAGCAGUUUAUUCAAAUUAUGCCUUUUUUUGCUUCUUAUUCCUAUACCUAUAUCUCCACCUUCUAGCCUGCUCUGACAUCUUCUACAUUCCCAAGUAAAACAUCUUUAGAUAACCUCGGGAUGGCUACCCCUUCACAAUACCCUGCGUUCAACGGAGAUCUAAGGAAAGCUUCGAACCUCUUAACUUUGUCGUGUGCCAAACUUACUGAUUUGGUAUAGCCCAGAUAAUCUUUAUCUCUAACUAAUCUUCAUUUAACUAGCAGUGUACUAGAUGUGUCCCGAAUCACAUUCACCUGUUUAUUACUUAAAAUACCCGGGUAGAGUUGACAUUCAUUUUUCCUCACUGUAGACUUCAUUAAUUUCUUCAUCUGGUUCACUAUCCACAUUAUCUCGAUCCCUGUCUUGGAUGCUCCUUACAAGAUUAACCCUCUCAGGUGGCAGAUUAUCCAUUUCUUGUCUACAAUUACCUUCCCUGUUACUAGUGUUACUGAUGCCCUGUGUAUUCUUAUUUCCUGACCUUAUGCCUCUUAUGUUUUCUACACUGGUAUGCUAUGUGUCCCUUAUAGUUAAAACAUGUCACAUCCUUAUCUUUCACCAGCUUUCGGUCUAUCUAUUCUCCUAACCAACCUUUCCCUGUCAUUGAUUUCAUUUGCCAGGUAUGCCAUUAUAACUGUCCCAACCAUUGUUCCCACGUUCCAUGGACCUAUCAUUUCUCCUAUCAUUAGUGUCCCUAUCUUUAACUACAUUCCCUUUGACAUGCCCUUCCAGGUCAAUGACUUUUUUAUGGUCCCUAACUGAAAGUGGGUUGUUUGGGUAAGCAUUCCUAAUGAUAUCUACAACCUUCUCAAUUACCUUAGAGUUUAUUUCUUUUAUAAAGGACUGCAGAUGACUGUCACAUUUGUUAAUGAAAUUUUCGAUCAGGAUGAAGUUCUCCAAACCCUCGUAGGUGUUCUCCACAUUCCGAGCCAUUUAGUGAAAAAAUCCUUUUCAAAAUCGAAGGUCGUUUGUGGAUCUACCUUGCUAGAUAAAGUAUUUUCGUAAUAUUACUUUGGAAAUGUUGCAGCGUUUUGCCCGUACGCAUUUAGCAGUUCCUUUUUCAACACUAGAUAACUAUUCUGCAUCGAGUGGUCGUGGUUUUGGAAAAUCGUGAGGGCUUGCCAAUGUACGAAGUCCAUGCACGAAGUCCUACAAAAUUUCGGACCACUCCUUCUCUCGGACAUUAAACCUUGCUAACUUGAUCUCAAAACGUUUCAGAUAGUCGACGAGGUCGUCUAUGUCUUCUCCAAGCUCUCUGCUUCUCCGCUUCUCUCCUUCUCCAAGCGCUCUGCUUCUCUGUUUCUCUCCUUCUCCAAGCGCUCUGCUUCUCUGUUUCUCUCCUUCUCCAAGCUCUCUGCUUCUCCGCUUCUCUCCUUCUCCAAGCUCUCUGCUUCUCCGCUUCUCUCCUUCUCCAAGCGCUCUGCUUCUCCGCUUCUCUCCUUCUCCAAGCUCUCUGCUUCUCCGCUUCUCUCCUUCUCCAAGCGCUCUGCUUCUCUGUUUCUCUCCUUCUCCAAGCGCUCUGCUUCUCUGUUUCUCUCCUUCUCCAAGCUCUCUGCUUCUCCGCUUCUCUCCUUCUCCAAGCUCUCUGCUUCUCCGCUUCUCUCCUUCUCCAAGCGCUCUGCUUCUCUGUUUCUCUCCUUCUCCAAGCUCUCUGCUUCUCUGCUUCUCUCCUUCUCCAAGCGCUCUCCUUCUCCAAGCUCUCUGUCACAAACCGCUGUGAGCCCACAACCGUUUGUGUGUGUAGCAGAACAACCGCAGUCCACUACCAUGGCCUUAGUAAUUGUGGAAAGUUUUAAGUUUGUUUACUGUUAUUUAUAUUGGAGAUCUAAUGCAAUUAUUUAUGGUAUUUAAUAUAUUUUAAUUUGUUGAAUUAGAUUUAUUUUAUUAUUGGAAGGGGAAAUAAGUAUUUUUUUUGUGCUUUAAUGUUUAUUGUGUUGUCACGUGACCAGUGGACCAUUUGGGGAAAGGGGCAGUUGGCGCGGCCUACGUCAUCACUUGUCAGAUACCGAUGAUGCAUGUAGACGUAACCACUGAGGUUAUGCCUCACUGAUGAUGCAAGGGGGCGUAACCACUGUGUUGCGGUGUAGUCCACGUGGGAGGGUUUUUGUGCUCGAAACGAACGCAAAGUUGGCGUGGGUUUUGUAGAGCGGACUGUCGUAUUUCCCGCUUCUGCUUGUCUUCUUAAUAUUGUACGAGAAACUUAUAGUGAAAUCUAACGUUCAUAGUCAUUAGAGAUCUUAGUUUAGUAGUUGAUGUAGCUGUAUGUAAUCGUUUUAUUUGGAAGAUUCUUUAUUGUUUUGUAAAUAAAGUUACAGUUUAAAGUUAUAGUUUCUAACUAUAUUCCGGUGUUUAGUUUUAUAUCUUAAUUAUAUAGCCAAACACCAAAAUCGCGACAGGGCUAAAGCCACCAAAGUUCCAGCGUCAACAGUUGGGCCUCCAGAAUCACCCUAGACUACGACCAGUUAACGCAGGCACCAGCACACUGCUAGGGUCUUGUGACAACUAAAGUGGACGGCUCGUCCGGGAUUGAUCAACUGCUGUACGUUUGGAACUGUUGCUGAUUUUUUUUUUCGGAUACUUUAGCCACAAUCGUCGCUGGGGGCAGAGCCAUUAUACUAGAAUCCAGUGGAACCAGUCAAAUGUAACUGACUUGAUAGUCUACCAUUCAACUACAGUCUAGCCUACAUUGCCAGAGUCUGAGUCUAACUCUACACCCGUAAGGUCUAGGACUUUACUUGAGACCUCGAGCCUAGAAACCACUACAGUAUAGUCUACAUCGCCAGAGUUUAAGUCUAAGUCUACACCCGUAAGGUCUAGGACUUUACUAUAGACCUCAAGCCGAGAAACCACUACAGUCUAGCCUACAUCGCCAGAGUCUAAGUCUAAGUCUACACCCUUAAUGUCUACGACUUUACUUGAGACCUCGAGCCGAGAAACCACUACAGUCUAGUCUACAUCUCCAGAGCCUGAGUCAAAGUCUACACCCGUAAGGUCUAGGAUUUUACUUGAGACCUCGAGCCGAGAAACCACUACAGUCUAACCUACAUCGCCAGAGUCUGAGUCUAUGUCUACACCCGUAAGGUCUAGGACUUUACUUGAGACCUCGAGCUGAGAAACCACUACAGUCUAGCCUACAUCGCCAGAGUUUGAGUCUAUGUCUACACCCGUAAGGUCUAGGACUUUACUUGAGACCUCGAGCCUAGAAACCACUACAGUCUAGCCUACAUCGCCAGAGUCUGAGUCUAUGUCUACACCCGUAAGGUCUAGGACUUUACUUGAGACCUCGAGCCUAGAAACCACUACAGUCUAGCCUACAUCGCCAGUGUCUGAGUCUAUGUCUACACCAGUAAGGUCUAGGACUUUACUUGAGACCUCGAGCCGAGAAACCACUACAGUCUAGUCUACAUCGCCAGAGUCUGAGUCUAACUCUUCACCCGUAAGGUCUAGGACUUUACUUGAGACCUCGAGCCGAGAAACCACUACAGUCUAGUCUACAUCGCCAGAGUCUAAGUUUAACUCUACACCCGUAAGGUCUAGGACUUUACUGAAGAUCUCGAACCGAGAAACCACUACAGUCUAGUCUACAUCUCCUGAGUCUAAAUCUAAGUCUACACCCGUAAGGUCUAGGACUUUACUAGAGACCUCGAGCCGAGAAACCACUACAGUCUAGUCUACAUCUCCUGAGUCUAAAUCUAAGUCUACACCCGUAAGGUCUAGGACUUUACUAGAGACCUCGAGCCGAGAAACCACUACAGUUUAGCCUACAUCGCCAGAGUCUGAGUCUAUGUCUACACCCGUAAGGUCUAGGACUUUACUUGAGACCUCGAGCCUAGAAACCACUACAGUCUAGCCUACAUCGCCAGUGUCUGAGUCUAUGUCUACACCAGUAAGGUCUAGGACUUUACUUGAGACCUCGAGCCGAGAAACCACUACAGUCUAGUCUACAUCGCCAGAGUCUGAGUCUAACUCUUCACCCGUAAGGUCUAGGACUUUACUUGAGACCUCGAGCCGAGAAACCACUACAGUCUAGUCUACAUCGCCAGAGUCUAAGUUUAACUCUACACCCGUAAGGUCUAGGACUUUACUGGAGAUCUCGAACCGAGAAACCACUACAGUCUAGUCUACAUCUCCUGAGUCUAAGUCUAAGUCUACACCCGUAAGGUCUAGGACUUUACUAGAGACCUCGAGCCGAGAAACCACUACAGUCUAGUCUACAUCUCCUGAGUCUAAAUCUAAGUCUACACCCGUAAGGUCUAGGACUUUACUAGAGACCUCGAGCCGAGAAACCACUACAGUCUAGCAUACAUCGCCAGAGUCUGAGUCUAUGUCUACACCCGUAAGGUCUAGGACUUUACUUGAGACCUCGAGCCUAGAAACCACUACAGUCUAGCCUACAUCGCCAGUGUCUGAGUCUAUGUCUACACCAGUAAGGUCUAGGACUUUACUUGAGACCUCGAGCCGAGAAACCACUACAGUCUAGUCUACAUCGCCAGAGUCUGAGUCUAACUCUUCACCCGUAAGGUCUAGGACUUUACUUGAGACCUCGAGCCGAGAAACCACUACAGUCUAGUCUACAUCGCCAGAGUCUAAGUUUAACUCUACACCCGUAAGGUCUAGGACUUUACUGGAGAUCUCGAACCGAGAAACCACUACAGUCUAGUCUACAUCUCCUGAGUCUAAGUCUAAGUCUACACCCGUAAGGUCUAGGACUUUACUAGAGACCUCGAGCCGAGAAACCACUACAGUCUAGUCUACAUCUCCUGAGUCUAAAUCUAAGUCUACACCCGUAAGGUCUAGGACUUUACUGUACUAGAAUCGAGUCCAGAUUGUGCUGCCGAUACUGCUGAUGUGUUGUUGUGAAUCGAAUAGACAUAAUUUACUUACAGUGGUGGUGACAUUGACUUUAAGUUAAUUUUAUGCCACUGUAUUUCAUUUUUUUAAAUACCAAAUCAAAUUAAUCAAAAAUUUCAAAAACAAGUUUCGUCGACGGAUCAGCGCAAGAGACUGGAUCUUCAGCUGCUGUGUUUUUUUUUAACUAAAAUUCCAUGCUGUAAGGUAGGCUGACUUUUUGCACUAUAUAUUUUUUAUUAUUCAGUGGUUACCUUAUUGUCGCCAUACUGUCCUUGCUAGUGGGAGUCUAGUGUAAUCUAUAGUUUACAUUAUUUAUUUUAAGGCAUCCACUAUAUGAUUGUGUAGUUGGAAACAUACCUGGCGCUGCCGAUCCGUUUCAACCUAAUCCUAAUUGGAGGGAUGCCGCUAAGGUAACGUUUGAGGAGAGUGAGGCCAGUAGUGCCAAGAUCUCGUUCUCUGCAGAGGUGAAUGGGGUGAUCCCCCCCCCCAUGCUCGCCUAAUUUAUGUGACGUACAAUCUGAAGAGAAUGCGGCCAAGAGUGCCAACGUCUCUUCUUCUGCUGAGGUGGCUAGGGUGAUGUGCCCAAGCUCACCUAAUGUAGUUGAUACAUUGGAAAGGAGUGAGGCCAGGGGGGGCCAAUAUUUCACACUUUACAGAGGGAUCUGGGGUGGAUUCCCCAAGCUCGCCCGUUGAAAUUGGUCCAAAACUACUCCAUGGGAACUUGCUUAAGUUCUAUACUGAUAGAGAGAAAGUAGGAGAAAGCCAGGGCAGCCCAAGCCCUGGACCCCAACAUUCAGGGGAACAUGAUGUUUCUGUUGGGGCCGUUGUCCUAUAGAAUAGGCUAGCAGGACAAUAUGAUUGACAAUGCCACUGUAUGAACCUAAUGUGCACAAGUCAGUCAACCUACAUUUACAUUAUUGUAUUCACCUAACUUCAUUUCUAUUAUUUUAUUAUCAUUUGUUUUAUUUCAGCUUAAGUAGCUCUGAUUCACAUGUCAUUUUUAUUUGUGUAUGCAGUCUGUCGUGCUUAUUGUCAUAACUUUUCAGAGUUGUAUUAGAUUAAGUAUCUUAAUUUUCAUUUUCGAAUAUCUACAUAUCUAGUUUAGUUCUAUACACUAUACUCAUGUAUGUUAAAACUGCUUGUAUUUAUACCUAUUAUUUACUUGUUACAAAGAGACUACAUAUUCAGAUACUCCGGGUAUCGAAAUGAAUACCAGAUGUCUUACUACUAUGUAUCUAUUUGUUUCUUCUGUACAUAGCUGAGUAUUUAUAUACUAUUCAGUCCACUGUAUCCAUUGGGUUCGUUUAACUGAAUUACUGCGGUACUUCUUUGUUCACUUGUGUGUGUGUGUGUGUGUGUGACCUCAAUGGAUGAUUAGAGUACAUUGUAUUACUUUGUAGCAAUUUUUUUUUAAUUUUUACUUUUUCUGCCAAUGGGUAGACGAAUGUAUACCUAAGAAGUCUUUUUCCCAAUUCUUUUUUAGUUGUAGAGGGGUUAAGAAAGAAAUUUUUUUUUCUUUAUCAUUGCCAACAGUAACCAGAAUGACAAUAUUGAUCGUGUUGUUCUGCUUGAGGGGGGGGUGGGGGGGGGUGGGGGGGUGUCACAAACCGCUGUGAGCCCACAACCGUUUGUGUGUGUAGCAGAACAACCGCAGUCCACUACCAUGGCCUUAGUUAUUGUGGAAAGUUUUUAGUUUGUUUACUGUUAUUUAUAUUGGAGAUCUAAUGCAAUUGUUUAUGGUAUUUAAUAUAUUUUAAUUAGUUGAAUUAGAUUUAUUUUAUUAGUGGAAGGGGAAAUAAGUAUUUUUUUUUUUUUUUUUUUUGUGCUUUAGUGUUUAUUUUGUUGUCACGUGACCAGGGGACCGUUUGGGGAAAGGGGCAGUUGGCGCGGCCUACGUCAUCACUUGUCAGAUACCGAUGAUGCAUGUAGACGUAACCACUGAGGUUAUGCCUCACUGAUGAUGCAAGGGGGCGUAACCACUGUGUUGCGGUGUAGUCCACGUGGGAGGGUUUUUGUGCUCGAAACGAACGCAAAGUUGGCGUGGGUUUUGUAGAGCGGACAAUCGUAUUUCCCGCUUCUGCUUGUCUUCUUAAUAUUGUACGAGAAACUUAUAGUGAAAUCUAAUGUUUAGUAGUUGAUGUAUCUGUAUGUAAACGUUUUAUUUGGAAGAUUCUAUAUUGUGUGUAAAUAAAGUUACAGUUUAAAGUUAUAGUUUCUAACUAUAUUCCGGUGUUUAGUUUUAUAUCUUAAUUAUAUAGCCAAACACCAAAAUCGCGACAGGGCUAAAGCCACAAAAGUUCCAGCGUCAACAGUCGGGCCUCCAGAAUCACCCUAGACCACGACCAGUUAAAGCAGGCGCCAGCACACUGCUAGGGUCUUGUGACACGCUCUGCUUCUCUGUUUCUCUCCUUCUCCAAGCUCUCUGCUUUUCUGCUUCUCUCCUUCUCCAAGCGCUCUGCUUCUGCCGACACCUUCUGCUGUACAUAGGCAGUUAGUUCUUUGCCACGCAGUUCUAGUUCUGUCUUGGCUUCAUGAAUUCGCUUUUUUCUAAACUCUUCUAGGUCGUAACCUGAAAUGAAGCAGCUGCCAUUAUAGUUUUAUGUUAAUUUCCUUACUUAUUAACUAAAUUAUGGUAUCUCCUGUACUAACGAAUAAAAGCCUUACUUCACUUUGUUCUAUAACUAGAACUUUUGAACUAAACCUGGCUCCCAAUCUUCCCAAUAUCUGCCAAUUUAAUCUUCUUAACUUUAACAAUCUAGACCCUUAGCGUCUAGACUACCUACUUCUGUUUACCCCAAUGCCUGCUUUCUAAAAUACACUUUUUUUUUUUUUGGUACACUCUGAACCGACUGAAUUACGCUGUGCGACACACGCACACUUAAAGGACUACGUGUUACUCAACAAGAGCCACUGGCAACCUAUUUACAAACAACAAAAUUACGAAUGUGCAAUCAGGCUUCACCUCGAAUGUAGGGCCUACUUCAGAUCUAGUCUAUAUAAAGCUAGAUCUAUACCUACUGUUUUCACAGCCAGAAAUGUAUAUAACAAAAUUAUGAAAAUAAAUAAACUUAGAUAAGAUAAACACCAAAAUAUAGCUCUAGUUCUAAUGAAUGAGAUAUUCGUCUGACAGUGAGACUUAAGACGGGAGUAUUGCAAACAAUUAAUAUGCGACGUUACUAAAAACAAUGCUUAGACAAAUAUGUCAUGUACAGGUCAGAUUAACAGCUAAACGUAUAUACGGACCCGUUGCUAGAUUACACCUAUUUUUAAGGAUAUCCUAAAUACAACACGAUUUAAACUGAGUAAUAAUCUAGCAAGUUGUCACUUUCCUAUAGACUCUAAUUAAUCUACGGAGAGAGAACUUAAAUAACAUUUGUAUGUAUUGAAAACGGCGAUUACCUUCCCCAAUAAGUUUCGGGUCCACUAUUCCAACGUUAAAGCCUGUCCCUACGGCAAGGGUCACGGCGAUGAAUUCACUAACGCUCUGGUAAAGCAACGAACGUUUCGGCUCCCCAAGCUUCUUCGGUACUGAUCUGCAACGGCUCCGGUUCUUUGUUAAUGCGUCAUCUGGUUCUAGUUCUCUGUAAUCAGGGCGUCUGGCUCAGGUUCUUCAAUGGUGUAGCGUCAUGUUCCGGUUGCUGGUUUCGACGCAGGUACAUUGGUUCCAGGCACUCGUCUGUGCAAAAUGAAACUAGAACGGACCAACAGCAGAUACAGCGAAAAUGUCAUAGUGGUAGAAUAACGGUUAUCUGGCUAUCUAGCGUGUAGCACAGAUUCAGCCGAGCCUUAAAGCUGUAUAGCACUACUGUUCUUUAAGUGUCGUAGGUAGUAGGAUGGCUCCUACGUAAAAGUUCUUGACCUCAACGAUCGAUCUUGGCCUUGCAGAGGUAACCUUCAACAUUCGUUCUCAAGAUGACAGGCAGGCGAUACCUCUUCUGGACGGCUUCGACAGGACGGUUUUGUUCCCUUUUGAAGACAAAACUGUAUUUUCCAAUACGAAGCCCCAACGUAUGGGCCUUUUAUAAAAGUCUAUCUCGUUACCUCAAAGAUAUACGAGUCCAAAGCUCACUGGCUUUACUAGAUGCUAACUAGGCCGAUGAGUUAAAAUUUUGCCUUCUCCUAACAGAGUGCUUCUAAAACUUCUAGAUGAUGAUGCUAGUAAGCUCAGGCGUUGUCGCCAGUUGUUAAGCGCUUCCGCUUUGUCAAGUAUUCGAAAUACAACCAGAUACAACUGGAGGGAACACUUAACUCAAUACUGGAACAGAUAACAUUGGCGAAAUGGCCAACAAUCGUUAAAAGUAUCCGACUCUGGGGUUAAAAAACUUUGUUUAAUACCAGUAAAGGGAACAGUCGAAUGUCCUUUACUUAUAGCCGUCUAUAACAUCCUUAUCUUUACUCUAAUAGGAAAAGCGUCUUUUCUUCAUCAAAUGCUAGAGCGUUCUUAUUUUUUAACAAACUUUACGUCAUCGUCGCUAAGUAAAACUUUACACUAUUCCCGAAACAAAUAACUAAUUCCUAAUCGUGUUAUAAAAAUACUUUACAUAAAUAAUUUAUGAAUUUAAAAAAAACAAAAAAAACUUCAUGCUUUGUUUCUAAUUCAUCCAACCAUAUCACCGUUGGGAGGACAUCCAAAGAUAAUAAUAUUGAUGACAGUUAAAGUGUUAUAAAUACAUGUUUAGAAGAGUUCAUCAAAUCAGCUUAUUGGAGUUUUGAGAUUAAAGAAGAAAUUAUAAAAUAGUAUUGUGCUAAAUGGUUUUGUAGAUCUUUAUGUCUUAAAUACUAAGUUGAUCUAUGAAUACAAUGCCUUUCGUACUUUAUUAGUUCGCAUUACACUUAGAGAUGUUUUUUUCUAAAUAAAUAAUUGUCAUUCAAUAUUUUUUAAUACCUUUAUUACAUGUAUAUCUUUAAAAAUAUAUUAAAAAGUUGUAGUCAUUGCUGUAUUUAUUUCAUACUCAUAUUUUUGUAUAUUUUGAUGUUUUUGUAAACUAAUCCAUGUUGAUUUAUAUGCAUGUCAGAAUGUAAAUAUAUUAGGUAUUAGUUU